Xiphophorus hellerii (green swordtail) is the source of this 2787-nucleotide messenger RNA. RefSeq names its product sorting nexin 4 (gene snx4). The transcript is spliced from 14 exons. Gene Ontology annotation, biological process: protein transport; positive regulation of autophagosome assembly. Gene Ontology annotation, cellular component: early endosome membrane; plasma membrane; SNARE complex. Gene Ontology annotation, molecular function: phosphatidylinositol-3-phosphate binding. The record is from RefSeq and is a predicted model, not a curated record. Bases 7 to 1371 code for a protein of 454 amino acids. Lineage: Eukaryota; Metazoa; Chordata; Actinopteri; Cyprinodontiformes; Poeciliidae.
GUGCGCAUGCGCAUUGCCAGCUCAGCUGACAGCAGCAAUAAUAGCAGGAGUCAGAUGAUCAUGGCAGACUCUGGAAGUAGCGACGAGGUAGCUGUGAUUUGCAACACCGACAUCACUUCAACGGAGUCGGAGAACAACAUAAUAAACACGAUGGUGGAGAGGGGCACGGCUCUGCUGAAGAAAAUGGAGAUAAGCGUGGCAGAGGCUGAUAAGAGGACAGGAAAGAACACGGUUAACAUGCAAGAAACUUACACUGUCUACCUCAUAGAAACACGGCCAGCUGAAUCAGUCUCAGAAGGAGGUACACCAGUGGCACCUGACACUUUGUGGAGACGCUACAGUGAGUUUGAGCUUCUCAGAACAUAUCUCCUGGUCACUUAUCCCUAUAUCAUCGUCCCUCCACUGCCAGAGAAAAGGGCAGAGUUUGUGUGGCACAAGCUUUCAGCAGAUAACCUCGACCCAGAUUUUGUAGAGCGGCGGAGGGUUGGUCUGGAAAACUUCCUGCUGCGUCUUGCAUCACAUCCUGUCCUGUCAAACGAUAGCAUUUUUUUCCUCUUUCUCACAGAGGAGAAGGGAUGGAGGGAAGCAGUCCUGGAGACAGGUUUCCAAGACAAGGCGGACUCCAGAUUAAAGUCAUUAAGUGCCAUGUUCAGAGUCAAGAAUCCUGACAAGCGAUUCACAGCUCUGAAACACUACAGUGAGGAUUUGAGCACCGUCAUCUCUCAGUUACUCAGGAUAAGAGCACGAGUUGCAGACAGACUCUAUGGGGUUUAUAAAGUUCAUGGCAACUAUGGCAGAGUUUUCAGUGAGUGGAGUGCUAUAGAAAAAGAAAUGGGAGAUGGAUUGCAGAGUGCUGGCCACCACAUGGAUACGUAUGCUGCAUCAAUAGAUGACAUUCUUGAAGAAGAAGAGCACUAUGCAGACCAACUGAAGGAAUACCUCUUCUACACAGAAGCUGUCAGGUCAGUCUGUAGAAAACAUGAGUUGAUCCAGUACGAGCUGGAGAUGGCAGCACAGGACCUCUCCUACAAGAAGCAACAGAAAGAAGAGCUGGAGACAGGGACUGUUCGAAUCUUUUCUUUGAAGGGAAUGACCAGUAAAUUAUUUGGCCAAGAGACUCAGGAGCAGAGGGAGAGCAAGGUGGCAGCCCUGGAACAGAGUAUCCAAGAGGGAGAGGAAGCUCUGAAGGAGAAGAACGCAGAGUCCCAAGAGUUUGUAGAGAAAGCAUGGAACGACAUUGAGCGGUUCAAGGAGCAGAAGGAAAAAGACUUGCGUGAAGCGUUGAUCAGCUAUGCCAUCAUGCAGAUCAGCAUGUGUAAAAAGGGAAUACAAGUGUGGUCCAACGCCAAAGAGUGCUUCAAUAAAAUGUGAGCCUUUUCAAUGGCCAAUCAACCACUGCACCAAAAAAAAAUCACCCUUUGGCCUGUCAUCAUUUCAUCUCACUGAGACAGGCUGAGACCGCAAACACUGCCUCCUUUUUGCUUUCAAUGUUACUGAUAUUAUUUCUCCCAACUCCUCCUGUCUCGUUCACUUAUUUACUUGAAAACAGCCCAUGGAGUUAAAAGACAUGUAUUGAAUUGAAUCAUCUUUUAUGAAUGCCUGUGUCUUAAUUGUACGUCAGCAGGCAAUCAAGACUUUAUUCUCCCAUCAUCAGCAUGACCAAGAAGAAAGUUUGGUACAAACUGUUCAAAACUCUAAAAUCAGUGUGCUUUUUGUUAUUUUUUUCUUUCUAAAUAAAUGGAUUUCACAGCAGAUUUCUUUAAGUCCAAUCAUAAGAAGGUUCCUGUUAUAUGUAACUCAAGUUAGUGUUGCCUUCUGUGGAGAACUCUUCAAUAUUUAAUGAAACUGACUAUAAGUGGAUGAAUUUUAGUGGUGAAUACUUGCACCACCAACAGCUUCAAGUUUUGUUGUUUUUUUUUGUUGCUGAUUUGACUAUUUUUUGCUUUACAUGAAACCUACAAAAACAAUUUAAAGCUUUUGUUAAAUUUUAAAUUUCAACAACAGUUUUCUGUAAUAUCCAGGAGUUUGGUGACUCGCCAAAGACGUAUAUAUUUUGAAGCACUUUCUGCCUCACACUACAGACUCAGAAAACCACUACAUUCCCAAGUUCCUUUUAGUCUGGUUUGUCAUGUCAUAUUAGACUUGGUAUAUCUGGUACUGUUAAUUGAAAGCUGACCAAUAUUUUGAUGACCAAGUGCUUUUAAGGUACAGCUGGCUGGUGGAUAAUAUGACUUUGUUUUUCUAAAAGAAAGGAUCUAAGAGUAUGUUCAGUCAAAGGUACAACCUAAAAGUCAAUACUGAGUGUGUACGUGUGUACUACUUUGCAUAACUUGUUAGCUUGUGUGAAAAGCAGCUCAUGUGAGUUCAAAACUCUGCCUUUUCUGUACUGUUGAGCUUUAUUGCCUUAACAAAUCAAGUGGUGUUUUAAAAGAAAUGGCCAAGAAAAGCCUGUCAACCUUUUAUAGCAACUGUCAAUGUGCCUCAACAAUUUUUUCCUCUGUGACCAAAAAAAAAAAAAAGAGGUAACUCAUUAAUUUCAUCUUCACUGUUUGAUAUUUUAUUAACCAAUUGAAUACAUAAGUAACUAUUUCAUCACAACAGUUGAGAAGUGAAAUUUGGUGCCAAAUGGAUCUGACAUCUGAAUGUUGUGCUGAGAAUUGCUGCAAAUCUUUGGGGUUUUUUCAGGAUGUACCAUUUACUGAUAUGUUCUGAAGCUAAGGCAUUAUGUUUGUUUUAUAGUAAAUGAGUCAAAUGUAAUUAUUGUACUAAAACUAAUUGAAAACAUCA